This is a messenger RNA of Trichosporon asahii var. asahii CBS 2479, 171 nucleotides long. RefSeq lists its product as uncharacterized. The record is from RefSeq and is a predicted model, not a curated record. Lineage: Eukaryota; Fungi; Basidiomycota; Tremellomycetes; Trichosporonales; Trichosporonaceae. Bases 1 to 171 code for a protein of 56 amino acids. The transcript has 2 exons.
AUGGCUGUAAUGGUCGAGGAAGCAGUCAAAACUGGCGCGAAGGAGGAGGGCUUCUGGUGUCAGCUAGGAGCCCAAGCCCAGCUCAGGUGUGGCACCGACUCUGCGGUAAAUAAGCUGGGUGACGACUAUCGACAAGCUCACCGUGGCUACUCCGGGGAAGUGAUUGCUUAG